GACACUGCCAGGAUGGGACUGUUGACGAUAUUGAGGAAAAUGAAGCAGAAGGAGCGAGAGAUAAGACUGUUGAUGUUAGGUUUGGAUAAUGCUGGCAAGACCACCAUCCUAAAGAAGUUCAACGGUGAAGAUGUCAGCACCAUCUCGCCAACGCUGGGCUUCAACAUCAAGACCCUGGAGCACAGAGGGUACAAGUUGAACAUCUGGGAUGUUGGCGGUCAGAAGUCUCUGCGCUCCUACUGGAAGAACUACUUUGAGAGCACGGAGGGUUUGGUGUGGGUGGUGGACAGCACUGACACGAUGCGGCUGGAGGACUGCAGACUGGAGCUGAGCAAACUGCUGCAGGAGGAGAGGCUGACAGGGGCGACACUGCUGGUCUUUGCAAAUAAGCAGGAUCUGCCAGGAUCACUGAGCAAAGAGGAAAUACAGAAGGCUCUAAAUCUGGACGACAUCAAGAGUCACCACUGGUGCAUCAUCAGUUGCAGUGCAGUCACGGGACACAACCUGCUGGAGGGAGUGGACUGGCUGCUGGACGACAUUGCUGCCCGAAUCUAUACGGCCUUUUGACUACAGCUGUCCUGUGUGCAGGGCCAAUUCAGACUGCAUUUCUAAUGAAAGCCAUGCAAGGGCAGGAUGAACAUGUUCUCACAUGAAAAAAAACAACAAAAAACAUCCAAUUCAAUAUGGUUGGAGAAAACUGGAUCUCCAGAAGAAAGUUGACAUUUAAUCGGAGGAGGGCUGCCGGAGCAUCUGUGUGAUCCAUCGGGGAUACUGUAUGUCCAUGUUUACAACAACAGUGACCUGAGACUCUGCUUCACUUGAUAUUUAUUCACAUUGGACUUUAGUAAGAUGGAAUUUUAAAGUCACCCAUCUUUGGAUCUUCACCACAAAGCAGAUCUGUCAAAUUGAAAAACCAACACCUUCACAUGCUCUGGUUACAUGAACGGUAACAAUAAAUGCCCCGUCUGACAGUGCUUUUCAUGAGUGUAUGAAUCGCGACAAUACUUUUCCCAAAUGUCCGUUAAAGCCCAUCGUUGAUCAGGUUGGGGUCCAUGUGCACACUUGCGCCAAUUGUGUCAGGGCUGGCUGGUCUAACUGCCACAAUUGAUAGUCACCCAGCACAGUAUAUUUGAGAAACUGAAAUAGGCACUUUAUCUUAAGCACAAACUACAGAUCAGGUCAUU
Messenger RNA from Synchiropus splendidus (mandarinfish), 1184 nucleotides. It is a transcript of the gene arl2, whose product is annotated as ADP-ribosylation factor-like 2. The record is from RefSeq and is a predicted model, not a curated record. The transcript has 5 exons. NCBI's taxonomy places the organism in Eukaryota, Metazoa, Chordata, Actinopteri, Syngnathiformes, Callionymidae. Bases 13 to 567 code for a protein of 184 amino acids. Gene Ontology annotation, biological process: protein folding. Gene Ontology annotation, molecular function: GTP binding; GTPase activity. Gene Ontology annotation, cellular component: cytoplasm; microtubule cytoskeleton.